AUGCCCGAACUUUCCGAGAUGCACGACAGCACAACAACAGCCGCAAAUGUAUGGGACACUGAAGCCAUUAUCACAGAAAUAGCCGCAUUACGCGUACGAGAAGACGCAGCCGGCGCAGCCGCGCAUGCCGCGGGUAUAGCUGAUGCGACUUUGAUGGUGAGGAGUCUGAGGGGAAUGGUGGCGGCCGACGCACAGACUGUACAACGCCUACCCGAGAUUGAGGAUCCGGACUUGACGGUCCGUACCGUAUGCCUUGACGACGAAAAUGUGGACACAACUCGGCUCCGCCUUCCGUGUGGCCAUGUGUUUCAUCCGGGGUGUGUGAAACAGUGGUUCACAGUCGCGAAUUCGUGCCCGCUGUGUAAGGCGCGCUUGCCGGCGGCGGCGGUGCUGCUAACGCCAGUGGUGGAUGAAAAUAACUUACAGAUUGAUCUAAUCCCGACUGGGAUUGACAACUGGUACAUGCUUUGAAAAUAAUAUCAUGA
Messenger RNA from Sphaeroforma arctica JP610, 485 nucleotides. RefSeq lists its product as hypothetical. The transcript has a single exon. Lineage: Eukaryota; Ichthyosporea; Ichthyophonida. The record is from RefSeq and is a predicted model, not a curated record. Bases 1 to 471 code for a protein of 156 amino acids. Gene Ontology annotation, molecular function: ubiquitin protein ligase activity. Gene Ontology annotation, biological process: ubiquitin-dependent protein catabolic process.